UGGUUACGUACCGGCUGCGGUGGUUUGCUUGAUGUUUUCUCCUGGUUCGUAUAAUGUUACCGUGAUGGUGGAAAGAAGAAUCAAGAACUAAUGUGUUUCUAACAACAGGUAUCAGACAUAACGCACCUUCUUUUGGUUUGUCUGCUCGUCAGAAAAGCUCAGCGGUGAUGUAUUUGUGUGGACUGCUUCCGUCUGUUUGGCUGUCAAAUGGCUAGCGGGCUAGCGUUUUUCUAGCUUCGAUUAUCAGUCUACGUGUAACCAGCUGGUCUCUUCAGGCCGUUGCUGUCUUGGGUAGCUACUCUAAUAUCGAUGCUCGAAGAGUAAAUCGUAUCUCGUCUGUAAAUGACAGUUAAUGUUGCCGGACGACAGGGAAAAUGCGAAUGUGGACGGUGGUGUUUCAUAGUUAGCUACAGUAGCUAACUAACUAGCUUAAUUAAUUGGUUAGCUAGCUAAUUUAGCUACUUAGCUAACUAGAGUUAUCGCGUUAUCUUGUUUCCCACCUGAGAUAGUUAAGGAGCUGCAGUUGUCUAGCAGUGUGAUGGGGCAAACACCCCUCUAUUAAGUUAUCUAGCUAUUUAAAAAGUAAAAUAACUUACGCUAACUAGAUUAAUACGCUAACUAGAUUCAUUUCAGCUAAAACUGUCAUCUGAUUAGAUACCCAACUAGUUAAUUGAUCACGUCAUCAUGCUGGUGGUGUUGGAACAUUAUCUGAAUCGCAGAGAUAGCUGACUAUAUUUUCUAGACAUUUAGCAUAGUAUAGUUUUGAUCCAGAUAGCCCUCAGCUAGCGAAUUUAUUUUGAUUGGAGCUGUCCAUUUAACCGUUAGCAAGCUACAUUAACAUUAACAUUUGACAUUGUUGGAAUAGGCAGCUACGAUGUCAUUGCUCAAUGACGUGUUCAGUGUCUUGUAAUGCGCGUGACCUUGGUGUAAAUCAGUCAUAUGACAGACUUAAUAUAUGGCCCUGGUGUAAAUCAUUGAUUUGCUUAUUUCACCAUGCAUUCGAUAUUGUAUGUUACUGAAACUGACAACAACACAUAUCCAUAUUGACAGGAGCUGAUUGUAGCCUAUGCCCACAUUUCACCCUAAUCUUUUCAAGACUGAUUAGACAACAGAGAAUCUUCGCUCCUGUAGGCAGUUUAUCAUGGUCUCAGUUGUUUACACAACACUGUCUUCUAGUCUGAUUAUAUUGGUUAACCUAUAGGCCAUGUUCUAGGCACCCUCUAUUUUAAUCACCAAUGGUGAAUUACUUUGAAUUUGAUAAUUCAGUUUAGGCAGACAGGACUACUAGUUAUGUAGACAAAGCAAUAACUCAAUCAAUACACAGAGGAAGUGAGUCAAAAGGGGUCGCUUUUCUCACUGUUCAGAUUAUAGCCUAACACCUGCUCUGAGUGACAACAUAUCUGCACUUUCUCUGCUUCACACUAGUGACUUGUGACAUUAACUGAAAGUCAUUGCUGUGCACAGAAAAAUGGGCUGACUUUUGAGUGGAAUGACUGAAUUGAUUGACUACUGACACAAGUGGUCCACUGUAUCCUUCCUCUCUCAGCAUUUGGUUUUCUAUGGCCCUAUUUUCAAUGCCCUUGGGCUAAGAGCUAUGCAGAUGGUCCGGUUUAGUGUUUACAUUUUAUUGUUAGUGCAAACAUUGAUGUUUAGGCUAUGUCUUUGUUUUGUAUUAAUACUCACUGACUCUGUGCUAUGUUUGCUAACUCAGCUAGCCUCCGUGGAGAGGUGCACCAAUGCCAUGGCCUCCAGCCACAGCUCCUCCCCAGUGCCUCAUCCCAGCAGUGGUGGCAGCGAGGGAAUCUUCCGGAAGGACAGGGACCCUUCCUCACGACACUACAGGCCCGUCCGCUCCCUGCCCGACGUAUGCCCCAAGGAGCCCACGGGUAAAGAACUCGCCUACAUUUACGGUUGGCCAACAGUCUUACAAGAUGAAUAUCUAUAAAGGUUCAUCUUGUGUCACUGUUGACCAACCAUACGCUGACUGCGGUCCUGUUUUCUACCCCUCUCCCAAAGUGUGCACUUGUACACUCUCCCUCAUGGAUUUCAAAGGAAUGGACUGGUGUAAAGAACUCCCUCCAGCGAUUCUUGCACCAAUCCAAAGCUUUUAAAUGCAUGAGCGGAAGUGAACAAGUGCACACUUCUUGGUAAAGGGUAGAGAAUUGGUAGCCUCAAAUGAGAGCGCAGCGGUGAGGAUGGUGGUUCAGGCUAGAGAAUUGGAGCGCAACCAUGGAAUGCAUCUCAAGAUGCAUUGAACGUUUUAUUACUGCUGAAGGUUUCUACUGACUACAUUUCCCACGUGCCCUUGCAGGCGAGGCAGCCCGGGGGCUGUGCGAGGGCCCGUCGGUGGUGGCCGACCAGCACAGGUGGACGGUGUACAACUCCAAGGUGAACCUCCCAGCCGCGCUGAACGACCCACGGCUGGCCAAGAGGGAGUCUGACUUCUUCACCAAAACCUGGGGCCUGGACUUUGCCGAGACAGAAGUCAUGCCCUCCUUCUACCUCCCCAACAUUACAAAGGAACACUUUGGCCCCUACCUGCAGGAAACAGCUCAGGUAACGAACACACCCCGCUGCCCCUUUCAUUCAGUUUGAAUUAUUCAGUAGAUUGGACAGAAGUAGAGACCACUGUCUGGCCUGGGUUGUGUUCAUUAGGGCAUGCAACAGAAAACAUUUAAAAACAUGUUGCAAUGGAAAAUAAAAAUGAGCAUUUCUUAUUGGGCAAGUCCAGAUAGUCCCUUCCUGUUUGUCUGUUUGGUGCCUAAUGAACACAGCCCAGGUGUCAUCCUCUUUCUAUUGUUUAAUUAUUACUAUGGAACUGCCCUUUGCAAUGUAAUGAACGUUGCCUUUUAAGCUAUUUCUAAGACUUUGUCCUCUUCCCUUUACUCGUGGUCGAAAUAGCACUAAGAAAAUGCAUCCACUAUAUUUAAACUGUAUAAGCUAUUAGGCCUAAACUAAAUCUAAAUUUAAAACUAAAUCGUGUCUGUGUUUCUCUGUAGAGGGAAAAAAUCCAUGUGCGAUGCAAGAAUAUCUGUCCCAACAAGGAUGAGCUGGACGCUGUCUCCAGCAUCACAAACAGCCACGGUAUGCAUUAUUAAAUAGCUCUGCACCAUAAUGACUGGGGCCUACAGUAUCUAUUCUGGACCGUACGGACAAAUCUAUCUUAUUAUUUGUGUUGUCAAAUUUCCUUUCAUUGUUGAAGUGAGUUGAUUCAACUAAUGUGCUCUUUCACUUUCUCUUCUUCGUAGACAAAUCAAGAACAGAGUUGGAGCAGGUGCCCAAGGUAAUUACUUCCUCUUGUUUUGUGUUGUAACAGUGAGUUGUGGGGAUUUCUAGAGCCCUAUUGAACCAUUUUGUCCCCUUGAUUUGACUGUAUGCUUUCAUGAUCCUCAAACUGUCAUUAAUACCAUUUACUUGAUAUAAUAGAUUUGUAAUUGUAUUAGUAUCUCCCUAGUCUAGCUAGCGCAGCACACAUAAGAUUUGGUUCUGGAUUCCAAAAUGAAUAUCUGCCUAAUAUCUGGCUUAAACAGAUAUUCAUGAAGCCUGACUUUGCGCUAGACGAGCCAACGACCUUUAACGCGGUCCUACCAUGGUCCCACUUCAACAGCGCUGGCGGGAAGAGCAGCAGGGACGUGGCAUCGUCACGGUUACUACAGGAAAAGGUGAGCCAGCAAAAAUGUGAACAAUUAUCAAGUCCUGCAUUGUUUCAUUGCUUCACCGUCAUGUUUCCUGUUGUUGUGCCAUCGUGUUCUGUUGUUGGCUUAUCCCUCUCUUUCUCAGCUGAGCCACUACCUCGACGUGGUGGAGGUGAGCAUCGCGCGCCAGAUCUCCCUGCGCUCUGAGGCAUUCUUCCACGCCAUGUCCUCCCAGCACGAGCUCCAGGACCGCCUCACCGAAACCGCCCGCGCCGUGGCAGUCCUCCGGGGCCGCACGGCCGCCAUCGAACGCAUCAUGUGCGAAGGCCCGCUGCGGGCAUUGCGGCAGGCGUUGACGCGCUCCAACUGCGCGCGGCUGCACAACAAGCUGAAGCUGAUGGCGGCAGUGCACCAGAGCCAGCCCACUGUGCAGCUGCUGCUCUCCACCUCGGAGUUCGUCGGGGCCCUGGAGCUCAUCGCCACCACCAAGGAGGUGCUGCAGCAGGAGCUGCAGGGGAUACACAGCUUCAGGUGGGGGGAUGGAGACAGACGAGUGGGGGGUGGAUGUGUAUAAAAUGUUUGUUACAUACUCAGAUCUAUCGACGCACACGGUGGUGACACUCGUCUGAUGAAAUGCACUGACACUCAUAUGAGACAAACAUGCAUCAAAUCAUAGUAAGCAGCAGUCCACCCCAACUAUUUAUUGUGGGUAAGCUUGAAGCAAAAAUGCAGCAUGGUUGCAGAACUGUAUCAUGCUGAAAGUUUAAAAUAUACACCACUUUGGUGGUCCUCUGUAGCUCAGCUGGUAGAGCACGGCGCUUGUAACGCCAGGGUAGUGGGUUCGAUCCCCGGGACCACCCAUACACAAAAAUGUAUGCAUGCAUGACUGUAAGUCGCUUUGGAUAAAAGCGUCUUCUAAAUGGCAUAUUGUUAUUAUUCUAGUCAGAAUGCUUUUCACAGAGUUUCAUUUGGAAAGUAUUCAGACCCCUUACCUUUUUUUGUUUACGUUUCAGCCUUAUUCUAAAAAUAAAUUCCUCAUCAAUCUACACACAAUACCCCAUAAUGACAAAGCAAAAACAGGUUUUUAGAAAUUUUCGCAAGUAUAUUGAAAAUUAAAAACAGAUUACAUUUACGUCAUUUAGCAGACGCUCUUAUCCAGAGCGACUUACAGGAGCAAUUAGGGUUAAGUGCCUUGCUCAAGGGCACAUCGACAGAUUUUUCACCUAGUCGGCUCGGGGAUUAGAACCAGCGACCUUUCGAUUACUGGCACAACGCUCUUACCCACUAAGCUACCUGCCACCAGAUUAUUUACAAAAGUAUUCAAACCUUCACUAUGAGACUCGAAAUUGAGCUCAGGUGCAUCCUGUUUCCUUUGAUCAUCCUUGAGAUGUUUCUACAACUUGAUUGGAGUCCACCUGUGGUAAAGUCAAUUGAUUGGACAAUUGAAAUAGACAGGCACACACCUGUCUAUUUAAGGUCCCACAGUUGACAGUGCAUGUCAGAGCAUAAACCAAGCCAUGAGGUUGAAGGAAUUGUCCGUAGAGCUCCAAGACAGGAUUGUGUCGAGGCACAGAUCUGGGGAAGGGUACCAAAACAUGUCUGUAGCAUUGAAGGUCCCCAAGAACACAGUGGCCUCCAUCAUUCUUAAAUGGAAGAAGUUUGGAACCACCAAGACUCUUCCUAGAGCUGGCCUCUGGCCAAACUGAGCAAUCGGGUGAGAAGGGCCUUGGUCAGGGAGGUGACCAAGAACCCGAUGGUCACUCUGACAGAGCUCCAGAGUUCCUCUAUGGAGAUGGGAGAACCUUCCAGAAGGACAACCAUCUCUGCAGCACUCCACCAAUCAGGCCUUUAUGGUAGAGUGGCCAGACGGAAGCCACUCCUCAGUAAAAGGCAGAUGAUAGCCUGCUUGGAGUUUACCAAAAGGCUCCUAAAGGACUCUCAGACCAUGAGAAACAAGAUUCUCUGGUCUGAUGAAACCAAGAUUGAACUCUUUGGCCUGAAUGCCAAGCGUCAUGUCUGGAGGAAACCUGGCACCAUCCCUACGGUGAAGCAUGUUGGUGGCAGCAGCAUGCUGUGGGGAUGUUUUUCAGCGGCAGGGACUGGGAGACUAGUCAGGAUCGAGGGAAAGCUGAACGGAGCAAAGUACAGAGAGAUCCUUGAUGAAAACCUGCUCCAGAGCACUCAGGACCUCAGACUGGGGUGAAGGUUCACCUUCCAACUGGACAACGACCCUAAGCACACAGCCAAGACAAUGCAGGAGUGGCUUCGGGACAAGUCUCUGAAUGUCCUUGAGUGGCCCAGCCAGAGCCCGGACUUAAACCCGAUUUAACAUCUCUGGAGAGACCUGAAAAUAGCUGCGCAGCAACGGUUCCCAUCCAACAUGACAGAGCUUGAGAGGAUCUGCAGAGAAGAAUGGGAGAAACUCCCCAAAUACAGGUGUGCCUAGCUUAUAGCGUCAUACCCAAGAAGACUCAAAGCUGUAAUCGCUGCCAAAGGUGCUUCAACAAAGUACUGAGUUAAAGGGUCUGAAUACUUAUGUAAAUGUGAUGUUUCCGGGUUUAAAAAAAAAAUACAUGAGCAGAAAUUUCUACAAACCUGUUUUUGCUUUGUCAUUGUGGGGUAUUGUCUGUAGAUUGAUGAGGGGGGGGAAAACAAUUUAAUCAAUUUUAGAAUAAGGCUGUAACGUAACAAAAUGUGGAACAAGUCAAGGGGUCUGAAUACUUUCCGAAUGCACUGUAAGUAGUUUUAAACAUGAGUCCCCAGCCCAUAGUUAACCAUAGUGAAUUCAAAGUGUGGCCUUUGGACACUGUGAUGCGUCUGAUGUCUCCUGUCUUUCCCCCCUGCAGACAUCUGGGCUCUCAGCUGUGUGAGCUGGAGAAGCUGAUAGACAAGAUGAUGGUGGAGGACUUCAGCAUGUACUCCAGGAGUGACCUCAGCAGGAGUCUGGAGGACGACGGACAGGUCAUGGAGAAGGUCUGUACCAUUGAGAUAAAAUAUAAACAAUGUUUACAUUUAAUUCUGUGGUCGGUAUAUUUAACUCAUUCAUUCUCAAUGACUGGCUACACAAAGGUUUAAAUGCACUAAAUCCACUGUCCGAAGACAGGAGAAAAAUAAGUUCUGGUUUGAACUCUAUAGGUUGAGUUCAACUAUAAAUGGACAAUUUUGUGAAUGUGUAGAUGUAGUUGAAGCACCAAACUGAGGUUGUUUUUUGUCACAGUGGUCACUGUUCUCACAGAUGCAAUACAAACGUUCAGUCUCAAUAAAGGUGGGUCUGACUCUUCCGAACAAGUUUGCUACUUGGAAUCAAGUGAAUAAAAAUGGCACAUUUUGGGUGCUCUUGUAUAGAUUGUUUUCCUCUGAUCUGAACAAUGUGUUGAUCUCUGCAAUCAUCAACCUAAUUUACAUUUCAGUAGCACAAUUACCUUUUGUUAUUAUGAGUAUGGGAACUUUUAAUGACUCUGAAGGGGAUUUUAAUUAUAUCUCCAUUACGCGGAAAUCAUUGUCUUAAUUGGAUUUAAAUAUGAAUCUCUUUGUUUAUUCAAGCUGUCUUGAAUUUGUAAUUUAAUUGGUGUCUUAUAAUAAUUGAUCUCUUGAAGUGAAGAAUUACUGUGAUUGUAUUGCUCACUCGUGUGUGUGUGUGUGUGUGUGUGUGUGUGUGUGGGGGGACAGGACAGGCUGGAGUCUCUGGUGUUUGGCUUGCUGAGGCAGCGGAAGCUGGAUUUUCUGGACAUCUACAGCGACGAGAUGAUCCUAGCAGCCAAAAGCAUCGUCACACAGGUAGAAGACUAGACAUAGAAAGUAUCAGAGAACAGACUAUACUUCAUGAUCAUAAACAUUUAUGGUGAAAUCACGAAAAAACAUCUUAGACAUUUUAAGAGUAUUUCCCAAACCUCUCCUCCAGCACCCCCUCCCAGUUCCACCUUUUGGUCUAUUCCUGAACUAGCACACCUGUAUCAAACGAGAAAUACACUUUGAAUUAGUAAAAUGGAAAGUAACAUACUCUUAUCCCACAGUGUGUUGUCGACUCGGUGUCGCAGAUUGAAGAAAUCAACACUGACAUUGUCACAAAGUGAGUAGAACAGCUAGCUAUACAUUGCAUGCUUUUGUAUUUCGCUUGAGCACAUUGAGCUGCAGGUAAUAUCUACCGAAUGCACUGGAGGUGUGGCCAAACAAUGGCAUGGUGAUCUGAGAAUCCUUCCUCAACAAAGGAAAGGAAGCUAAGCCAGUUGGUUACGGUUGUCUUAACGAGUUAGACUGCUUUAAUCUGUCAUCCUACCUUUGAAAGGAGUGCUUGGAAUAUGACAGGAGGGCUGUGAAAAAACUGUGGGUGUAGACAUCUAAUUAUGAGAGCGUAACGUUAGAUUGUCAGAAACGUAUUGUUUAGGACAGGGCUCUUCAACAGCCUUCAGAUCAUUUGAUUUAGCCCCCCCAAGUUUUCUUUUUUGUUGUUGAAUUUUUGUUGGUGGACAAAAAAGACUGUACAAUCACCAGGACAUCAGUUCAGUGAUUUUAAUUGAGGAAAUCUGUUCCCAGGUAUUCCCAUGCAUCAAUAGAGAGACAUGUGUGAUCGUAUCCCAAUUUAAUCAAGGUUUGAACUUAAAUCCUGGACUCUGGUCAGUUUAUUUUAAUACUUUUCUAUUUGCUAUGUUCUUAAAGUUUAACAUCACUACACCCCUGGGUUGUAUUCACUAGACACCAACUGGAAGACCCUGAAUAUGUCUAUUAACCGUUUAACCCAACCGGCUGGUAGAGUAUGUUUUGGCAAUGGAUAUAGAAGUGGAUAGGAAAAAAGUUGAUUGGUCAACUUCCCCAGCCCUCCUGCAUCAAUUAAAGUCAAAAAUGUGAUGUUUCCUGUGUGUGUGUACAUACAUACUGUACAUACAUACACUGAACACAAAUAUAAACGCAACAUGUAAAGUGUUGGUCCCAUGUUUCAUGAGCUGAAAUAAAAGAUCUCAGAAAUGUCAUAUGCACAAAAAGCUUAUUCCUCUCAGAUUUUGUGCACAAAUUUGUUUACAUCCCCUGUUAGUGAGCAUUUCUACUUUGCCAAGGUAAUCCAUCCACCUGACAGGUAUGGCAUAUCAAUAAUCUGAUUAAACAGCAUGAUCAUUACACAGGUGAUCUCUGUGUAUUCAAGUUGCCAUUGAUAAAAUGCAAUUGUGUUCGUUGUCCGUAGCUUAUGCUUGCCUGCCAAUACCAUAACCCCACAGCCACCAUGGGGCACUCUGUUCACAUCGUUGACAUCAGCAAACCGCUCGCCCACACGAUGCCAUACACGUGGUCUGCGCUUGAGGCCGGUUGGACGUACUGCCAAAUUCUCUAAAACGACAUUGGAGGCUUAUGGUAGAGAAAUGAACAUUACAUUCUCUGGCAACAGCUCUGGUGGACAUUCCUGCAGUCAGCAUGCCAAUUGCACGCUCCCUCAAAACUUGAGACAUCUGUGGCAUUGUGUUGUGUGACAAACUGCACAUUUUAGAGUGGUCUUUUAUUGUCCCCAGCACAAGGUGCACUUGUGUAAUGAUCAUGCUGUUUAAUCAGCUUCUUGAUAUGCCACACCUGUCAGGUGUAUGGAUUAUUUUGGCAAAGUAGAAAUGCUCACUAACAGGGAUGUCAACACAUUUUGUGCAAUUUGAGAGAAAUAAGCUUUUUGUGUGUAUGGAAAAUGUCUGGCAUCUUUUAUUUCAGCUCAUAAAACAUGGGACCAACACUCUACAUAUUGCGUUUAUAUUUUUGUUCAGUGUAGUUUUAAUAGACCAAUAAGAAAGAGCGUUCCAAACCUCUCUGUCAAUAACAGCUAGUUUUCUGUUUUCUCCUCACUCAGGCCACUCCCAGCUAAAUUUUGAGAAAUUGCUCUCUCUAAGAAGCUAUUUUUGUUUCUUUUAGACCAUUUUGAUUGUUUUCAAUCACACUAAGUUACUUAAUUGUUUCCCAGAAAUGAGAACAUUUUGAUAAAAACGGCUGCAUUGUGCCUUUUAGCAUACAGUAAUUUGUAUCCUUUUGGGUUGCUGCAUUUCAGUGUUGUGGCACUAUAACAUGCUAACCAAACCUGCUCCCCACCAGAUGCGUUCAUGACACAGGUUAAAAUACCAAAACCAACUGUGAGCCAACUAUAUUAAUUUGGGGACAGGUCGUAACAUUCAUGGACAUUUAGCUAGCUUGCUGUUGCUAGCAAAUUUGUCCUGGACAAUAAACAUUGGGUUGUUAUUUUACCUGAAAUGCAUAUGGUCCUUUUUGGACUGGAUCUUUUGUAGAAUUUUGACCCAUGUUGAGUCAUACAAAAUCAGGUGUUCUCUACUCUGACAAUUUAAUCCACAGAUAAAAAGGGGAAACCUAGUUCGUUUUUCUCAGAGCGUUGUAAAAUAAAUGUACACAUACAUCUUAGUCAAUCAUUUCAUCCAAACUGCUUGCAUGCGUCAACGAGCGUUUGCGUAGCCAGGCGCUAAAUUUUGAUGCUUGAGGCGCUGCAAGUCCCGCCUCUCCAUCUCCUCAUUGGUUUCUAGGAGCAUAUACCCACGUGGGUGAUUUAAAGAUUAACUGAGGUCAACACUCCAGUCAGUUGGUUGCCAACCACCAUAUAAAGUCCACAGAAGAAGACAACUGAAGGAGGAGAGAUUACUAGAAACUAACUAGGUUUCCCCUUUUAUUUUUUCCAUUUAGCUCGACCUUAAAUUACUUCACCAAUCAGUGCGGAGAGAACAGUUUAGGAGCACGCAAGCUAUAGUUGUUUACAUGCGCGAUGGACAGACAAUUGUAGGGUGACAGAUGCGACUGAAAUUUUGGGUGGAGGAGAAGGCUUGCCUUGAAGCGCUGGGCAUCUUAUGACAUGUAUUAUCAAUGCUAGUUAAAGAUACCAUAGUUAUCACGUUUCACAUUGGAUUUAUUAACUACAGAAAGGUAAAACUUGUUUUUAAUUCUGGUGCUGCUCUGUACACACAAGCUAGCUAGCUCUAGUCCAAAGUUAAGCCAACUGUCAGAAGUUCAAAGACAUUUAAAGUUCCUCUAUAGAAUCUGCUCCUACAUAGGUAUAAUUAUGUGGGCCUAAUUCAGAAAAAGUUAAUAAAUUAUUCUGUAAUUAAAAAUCUCUCCCUAAUUUCUUAAUCACGCUUCUAAGGUCAGUAGCCUAUGCUUCGGAGGGGGAGGGGUAGAGAACACACGAUUUUGUGUGAAAUUCUACAAAGAUCCAGAAUAAUAGGACCCUGUGCAUUUCAGGUAAAAUAACAACACAAUGUUUAUAUCCCAGGACAAAUUAGCUUUCAACAGCAAGCUCCAUGAAUGUUUCAUGUGUUUCGACUUUUGAGUGACAUGGUACUAUACACCACCUGAAAACGCAUACAUUUGAAUGUAAUUUAAUAUUUAGGUUUGGACAUACAAAAUUACCAUAAUUUGUAAAAAUUUGACGUCAGUCCUCAUUUAACAAUGCUUACCUACCUAUAAAAGCCAUUGAAGCAGACCUAAAGUAAUUUUUUAAUAUUGUUCGCAUGAGUAAAAAUGCUAUGCAAAUUACCAUUCUAAUAUGGCAUUGCUGGUAUGACCCUCCUGGUAGGGCUAUGUUAUUUAAUUUAAAAUAAACAUGAAGUUGGGAGAAGAGAAAAAAUUAUUGAAAGUUCUUAUUUGAGUUGUUAGUAAUAGGAAUUUAAGGUGAAAUAAUUGUUUCUAGAUUUUUUUUAAAGAGACAGUUGCAAAACAUCUUCUGUUGCAAAACGUUUUAAUAUGGUUGCACUAAUGAAUACGACCCUGCUCUCUGCUUCUGGUUGGUCAGGCUGGCAGACCAGAUGCGUCUGAUGACCUUCCCCCAGUGGUUUGAGCUGCUGAAGUCCGUCUUUGAGAACUUCAUUCUCUUACUGAAGAGGAUCAAGGUGAGGAUAAUACUUUAUUAAAACACAAUCCCAGUCGGUUAGAUUUAAUCAAAAUGGGAUUUAUGGAAUUAUCCUCUUGCUGAAUAAAAGACUUGAAGAAAGUUUAUUAAGAGGUAAAGAAAAUGAAAGGGUGUUAGGAUGCCUUGCUAUAUAAAUUAGCAUAGAAGAAUAGAAUAACACUUUAGCAUUAGUUAUUUUGCCAGUAUCUACGAAUUUUUAUUUGCCGUUUUUGGUUGUGUGUAAACCAGCUGUAUAAAGUGCAUUACUUUACUGCCCCAUUGUAGUACAUUAUUAAUACAUUUGUAGGACUCUGUUGAUGAUCUGUGCCUUAAAUUUAUCUGGUGUAGUUAGCAAGGUUGGGGUCAAUUUCAAUUCAAGAAGUACACUGAAAUUCCAAUGCUUUUCAAUGAGGGAAAUUUCCAUUUGGAAUUUAAAUUUGGUUUACUUUCUGAAUUAACUGAAAUUUAAAUGGAAGUGACCCCAACCCUGGUAGUUAGUUCCUCUGCUCUAAAAGUUAACCGUAUGUCCUCAUGCUGUGCCCCCCAGGCGACGCUGAGUGUGGUGAGGAAUGUGGUGCUGGAGGCGCUGGACAGCAACCAGAAGAGCCGUCUGCUGGAGCGGGCUGCAGCGGGGGCCCUAACUGAGGCCCCAGGGACCCUUCUCAACCAGGGGGAAGCAGAACUGGCCUACCUCACCCACGAGGGCCUGUUCAUCAGCGACGCUCUCAAUGAUGCCCAGCUGCACGUGGGGGCAAGCGGAGGCCAGGUGGAGAGCUCCUCCGUGGGGCCCAGACAGGCCCAGUCACGUAUGGAUGGUUGUGGUAGUGACUCCGCCUCAGGGACCACCGAGUCGUCCUCCAGCAGGGAACACGCUUUCCAGCCAGGAGGGGGCGUCGGCAUCUCGUGAGUCUCACCACCUUCACCAACCACAAACACUCACAUUUUUAACACUACUGAGUCAAGCUAUACUGUGCUGGCCUGGUUAUUUUUCCACCAAAGUAAAGUUUGCAACCCAAACAAGGCAAUGUGAAAAGGAUUCAAAACAUGCUGCACAUCUGUAUACUCUCAGGAAAUCAAAGUAACUGUCCAGUGUUUCCAGAUUUCUAUGAAAUAUGACCUAUAAUUCAUUACAAUAUGCGUGAAAUAGUUUUCCUUCCAAAAUGUUUUAUUUAUGUUAAAAAGCAGCUUUUCUGUGUUUGAAUGGUGUGAGUGUAUGCCAACAACAGAAUACAGGGUUUUUCUGGAUCAAAAAGUGGCUUGGCGUGGCAGUGGGCGCAGUCGGGCCGUUGGCGAGGCAACGUUUUAGAGGCCCCCAUUUUGGUGGUGUAGAGAAAUUUUUGAAGUUAAGCCAAUUUCCUGAAAUUUUACACAUUUCUCCAUAGAGCUGAGUGACAUAUUUGCAGUUUUUAAAGCUAAUUUCCUGCAAUUCUAUGCAUUUUGCCAUGGUUAACCCCUAGAAAUCAAGUUGGCAUAAUAACAAAAGCUAGAGAUAUCCUCCGAUGUCGGCCUUCCUCAUCAGCGGUGGAAGGUGGCCGAGCUACAGCAGUGUUUGAUAGACCAGGAGACAUCCCGAAAAUCGGUCUUCUCCCAAAAACGUCUGUAGCAUCCGAAUGGUUUGGCCAACAAACUAUUAUGACCCCUCUAUAUAAAGACUCACAAACUCCGUUUUGGUCUACGACCCACACAAGCGUCACGGGACUCGUCUAAAGUCGGAUCUGCCGACUUCUGUCUGUAGCAUCCGAACAGUUUGAGCACACACUAAUAUGACCCCUCUGUGGAAAGGUGAGUCUGAGUCUCUCUAGGACGCCCUCAAGCCUCACAAGACUUGUCUGAAGGGAGCCCAGUAUCAGUUAAAACAAAUUGUGGAAGUAUACACUCCAUUCACGAAAAUGGAUCGCUCUUACAGACAGUCACAUGGCCGUGGCUUGCUAUAUAAAGCAGGCAGACAGGCAUAGAGGAAUUCAGUUACUGUUCCAUUGAAUGUUAGAAUGGGCAAAACGAGUGACCUAAGUGACUGAGCGGCAGUCCUGUGGGCGAAAAGGGGGGGGGGUCCGGGGUCCGACCUGGUACUAGAUGGCUGUACCAAAUAAACUGCCCAAUGAGUGUAGAUAUGUUUGAAGGUUGGGACACCGAGUGUCCCUUCCUAAGUGCCAUCUGUAUUCUGUACAAUAGAAAUAGAAUGACUAAAAAGUGUCAUUCUAGUAAUUGUAUUUCUAUGUUGUCUGUCCGGCUGCAGGUCCAGUGAGGACAUGAUGCCCAGUGACCUGGAGCUGGGCCGCGUGGCCAAUAACAUCCAGGAGCUGCUCUACACCGCCUCAGACGUCAGCCACGACCGCUGUGUCAAAGUCCUCAUGGCCAGAGCCAAGGUAGCUAGCUAGCUUAACGUACGCCAUGACCGCAUAAACAACAUGCAGCAUGACCAAUGCACUCUCAGCUGGCUACUGUCAACUGUACAGACAGGGUUUGAAUUUCCAUUGAUGUUCUGAAUUGACAAAGUACAAUGGGAAUAACUCCAACCCUGCUAGUAGUAUUUCCUGUUUGUAACCUUGAAUAAUCCCUUCUUUCGCUCUCCGUCAGGAUGGCUCCCUGGAGCGGCUGAGCUCGGCAGAGUUUGUGUUUCUGUCCCAGGCGGUGGAAGGCUUUGUGAGGGACACGGAGGAGCUGUGCUGCAGACGCAGUGUGUCCCUAAGGGGGGCGCUACAGAGCCAGGCCAACCGCUUUGUCCACCGCUUCCACGAGGAGCGCAAGACCAAGCUCAGGUAUUAGACUGGAGAAGCACACACAGACACACACACACACACACACACACAUACUUCUUAAUAAGGAAUAGAGGUGCAAUACUUCAGGAACUUGAAAACAGUCUAUCCUAACUGUGUGUGUGUGUGGGUUCUCUCCAGUCUGCUGCUGGACAAUGAGCGGUGGAAGCAGGCAGAGGUUCCUGCAGAAUUCCAGGACCUGGUUAACUCCAUAGCAGAUGGCAGGAUCACAUUACCCGAACGCAAACCCCAAGGUAACAUAUACCAUUUGAGCAUAAAAUGAACACCCGCCACCCGCCAAAUGCGGGUAGAUUUAGAUAUUGGCAGGUAAGAAUGUCUAUUCACCAGCCACGUUGGCGGGUGGUCAAUUUGCAGGGCUCUACAGUGCGAGCAUUACAUUUACAAAAGUCAAGUAUGAGCACAGUUAGGGUUAGGAAAAAUGCUGCAGUAGCUGUUUUCAAAGUAUUUCUGCUGUUCUGCUUUAUAGUCCUCAAAGAAUAUUUGUCUGUCCCCAAACUGACUGAGUUUAUUUUCUGUCUUCUCAACACCAGGCACAGAAGAAAGGAAACCAAGUGAUUAUUUGCACAUUGAUGGCCAGAAAUAUGCUGUUGUUGGGUGAGUUUUGAUUACUACUAUGAUAAAUGCUCAUUUCCACUCCCACAUUCAAAACGGAAGGCAUGUAGCAGAAAUGCUGAUAAAAAUACCCUUAUUGACUCGUGACCUCUGUGUCCUCCUCAUCAGGACGGUGUUACUACUGAUCCGGAUCUUCCUGGAGUACUGUCAGUGUGUCAACGACAUCCCCUCCAUCGCCACAGACAUGCUCACCCGCCUCUCUGACCUACUCAAGGUAAGAACACACCGCACCACCCCCUGUGUGGCAACAGUCUCGAAUGAUGGUCUGAGAGUUGGCUAGAUUCACCUGGCAAGCAUCCCACUAAGAAACUGCAAUCAUGUUGUAUUGAAUGGUCCCUGACCCUCUGUCUCUCUCUCUCCUUUGACAGCACUUCAACUCGCGGAGCUGCCAGCUGGUCCUGGGGGCAGGAGCACUACAAGUGGUGGGACUCAAGACCAUCACCACUAAAAACCUGGGUAUGUUCCAGAGUAUGUGAGCGGAGCGGGAGCGUGCCCAAUUUGACUGGAGCGCGGCGUGAGAUUCCUAAAGGCUGGAGCGUCGGCCUUCUCGCCGCUCCAGUAGCGCUCACUUCACGAUCUCGGGGCAUGCCCGGCCCAGCAUGCAUUUGUAGUCUACUUGUGUGCUGCUGUCUAUAGCACCUUGCUUUAGAUACUGUCAUGGAGUUUGCUAAAUAUUUUCAUAAAGAAACUGAUAAAACACACAGGUGAUAAAUCAAGGUGACUUACAAAGAUGAGGACCAAGAGCAAGAGGGGGAGUGUGGUGAGGUAGUGUCCACAACUAAAGAAUCAUUAUGGAAUCUGAAAAGAUAAGUAUCCUGAAAGCAUGAUGGUGCACUUACUACAUGCACAUGCCAAAAGAAACGAACGAGGUGGGUAGAUAACUAAGUGUCAUUGUAGCAAACUAUUUCUAAACUAAAAAUCUGAUCUAAUUUUUUUCCUAUUAUCUAUACAAUAGGCCAUAAUUGAUUUUCUCCAAAUAGGGCUGACAUAUUCCUAUGUUCAAGAAGCUUUCUGUUUUGAUUGGGUUAUUUUGCCUAAAAACCUUUUUUUAGGCCUACCUAUAUAAAAAUUAAAAAAACAACUCUGCAUCUCUGCCCAGCCUGGCAUCCCCAGUGGCUCUGCAAUCAUGGAGGAUAUUCUCUGCUACUGGCCGGCUCUCCAGGCACCAUCGCAUGAGCCUGAAGCCACAGAAUGUCAAAACGUGUGCUUCUAAAAAUAAAUUCAAAGGCACUAAUAAUAUAAAUAAUUCAUUUUCGUUCCUUCUUAGGCUCCCAGUCUGACUCCUGACCCAUUUAGUGUUUAUAUGAUGUUUAAUAUAACAUGUAGCCUAUUUGAAAUGAUGAGCGCUUCUUAGAUUCACCUUUUCAUGUUUAUUCAAAUACUUUUCAUUCAAAUCAUAUGGUUUGGUUUCAAUACUUCAAAACCAAAUGGUAAAAUAGAUGGGUGUUGGUUAAAUUGUGAUUUUAAUGAAUGGAGCGAAUUAGGAGCGGCAGUUUUAUCUGUGAGCGGGAGCGGUUUUUAGUAGAGCGGUUGGAAAGGACUUGGAACGCCGGAGCGGUGCGCAAGCACUGCUCCAUGAGCGUGAUUUCCAACCGCUCAACUCCGCUCACAUACUCUGGUAUGUACUACUUGGGUGUGUCCAAUAAGACAAGCGCAAUUUCAUUUUCCAUUUUAAAUUGUGCGCCCCUACUGAACACAACCCAGUGCUUUUGCUAUAAACCGUAGGCUUUGCCCCACUACAGUGUUACCUCCAACCCAGAGGGGUGACCUCUACAUUUUAGUAUAUCUCUGUGUUCUGUGUAGAAAUAACCAUAGCGUGUGUCUGUCCUCAGCCCUGGCCUCUCGCUGUCUUCAGCUGGUGGUUCACUACAUUCCCGUCAUCAGGGCCCACUUUGAGACCAAGCUGACGCCCAAGCAGUACAGUGUCCUCAGGCACUUUGACCACAUCACUAAGGUGAGCACAGACCUGCAUGCAUGAGGAUGGAACUUUAGUUCGGAGAUUCACUUGUAAGCCAUGAGUGACACGAUGUGUAUGCCUUUUGAAUUUAAGAUUUUUUCUUCUAUUUUGUCCAGGACUACAACGAUCACAUAGCGGAGAUCUCCGCUAAACUGGUGGCAAUCAUGGACAGCUUGUUUGAGAAGGUGCUAUCUAAGGUGAGUUAUACAGUUCCAAACCUCUCAAACUCUCCCUGUCUAACCUACAAUACCACUUAAAAAAUGUGCUGUAGCCAAUGUCAAUCAGUGCAUCAACAUAUAAUGUGAAUAUCUACUUUGUCUCCUGCAGUAUGAAGUCAAGGCCCCCAUGCCUUCGGCCUGCUUUCGGAAUGUCUGUAAACAAAUGGCCAAAAUGCACGAAGCCCUCUACGAGCUGCUACCUGAGGAGCAGGCGCAGGUAAUAUGGCAAUAAUACCACAGAGAUCCUAUUAAAUUACUGCUAAUUAUUCACAUUUGUAAUUCUGAAUAAUACCAUGUACUAAGUAACUACUGUAAAUAGUCACUUCUACCGCUAUUCUCCUUGGCUGAAUAAAUUAUGCGCUUUUACAACAUACUGGGCACGUUCCAGGUUGUCUUCAUUGCAGUCGCAACUACAGUGAAGAUGAUCUAGAACGUAGCCAUUGACUAGAUAUGUUGGGUUUUGAGGGUAACUUUGUCUGUGUUUUUUCUCUGGGCCUAGAUGUUGUUCCUGAGGAUCAAUGCAAGCUUUAAAAUGCACCUUAAGAGGCAGCUGGCCCGACUCGGGGUGCACCACGAUGGUGGACCUCAACAUGGGUGGGUGUUUCUCAAGUCUUAUUCUGUGGUGGUUGAGAUAAAACAACAUUUCUGUAAUAUUGCCCAAAAAAUUGUCCUACAGUUAUAUUAUCUCUGCUUGAUGAUUUUGAUUGACCAUACCAAAAAGAGUAAACAUGUAAACUCAGCAAAAAAAGAAACGUCCCUUUUUCAGGACCCUGUCUUUCAAAGAUAAUUAGUUAAAAUCCAAAUAACUUCACAGAUCUUCAUUGUAAAGGGUUUAAACACUGUUUCCCAUGCUUGUUCAAUGAACCAUAAACAAUUAAUGAACAUGCACCUGUGGAACGGUCGUUAAGACACUAACAGCUUACAGACUGUAGGCAAUUAAGGUCACAGUUAUGAAAACUUAGGACACUAAAGAGGCCUUUCUACUGACUCUGAAAAACACCAAAAGAAAGAUGCCCAGGGACCCUGCUCAUCUGUGUGAACGUGCCUUAGGCAUGCUGCAAGGAGGCAUGAGGACUGCAGAUGUGGCCAGGGCAAUAAGUUGCAAUGUCCGUACUGUGAGACGCCUAAGACAGCGCUACAGGGAGACAGGACGGACAGCUGAUUGUUCUCGCAGUGGCAGACCACGUGUAACAACACCUGCACAGGAUCGGUACAUCUGAACAUCACACCUGCGGGACAGGUACAGGAUGGCAACAACAACUGCCCGAGUUACACCAGGAACGCACAAUCCCUCCAUCAGUGCUCAGACUGUCCGCAAUAGGCUGAGAGAGGCUGGACUGAGGGCUUGUAGGCCUGUUGUAAGGCAGGUCCUCACCAGACAUCACCGGCAACAACGUCGCCUAUGGGCACAAACCCACUGUCGCUGGACCAGACAGGACUGGCAAAAAGUGCUCUUCACUGACGAGUCGCGGUUUUGUCUCACCAGGGGUGAUGGUCGUAUUCGCGUUUAUCGUCGAAGGAAUGAGCGUUACACCGAGGCCUGUACUCUGGAGUGGGAUCGUGGUGGAGGGUCCGUCAUGGUCUGGGGCGGUGUGUCACAGCAUCAUCGGACUGAGCUUGUUGUCAUUGCAGGCAAUCUCAACGCUGUGCGUUACAGGGAAGACAUCCUCCUCCCUCAUGUGGUACCCUUCCUGCAGGCUCAUCCUGACAUGACCCUCCAGCAUGACAAUGCCACCAGCCAUACUGCUCGUUCUGUGCGUGAUUUCCUGCAAGACAGGAAUGUCAGUGUUCUGCCAUGGCCAGCGAAGAGCCCGGAUCUCAAUCCCAUUGAGCACGUCUGGGACCUGUUAGAUCGGAGGGUGAGGGCUAGGGCCAUUCCCCCCAGAAAUGUCCAGGAACUUGCAGGUGCCUUGGUGGAAGAGUGGGGUAACAUCUCACAGCAAGAACUGGCAAAUCUGGUGCAGUCCAUGAGGAGGAGAUGCACUGCAGUACUUAAUGCAGCUGGUGGCCACACCAGAUACUGACUGUUACUGUUACUUUGAUUUGACCCCCCCUUUGUUCAGGGACACAUUAUUCAAUUUCUGUUAGUCACAUGUCUGUUCAGUUUGUCUCAGUUGUUGAAUCUUAUGUUCAUACAAAUAUUUACACAUGUUAAGUUUGCUGAAAAUAAAAGCAGUUGACAGUGAGAGGACGUUUCUUUUUUUGCUGAGUUAUUUACGACAGAUUUAAACCUACUCUUGAACUAAAAUGCAUGCUCAAUGGAGAAUCUCCAAUGAAAGUGAUUUCUGUCCAGAACCAAGCAUAAUGUGUCUGAUAAAACAGCUCCUUGUCGCUAAAGGACAAUGUACCUUACAAUUUCAAUGGACUUGUUGAAUGAUGAUGACUUGAAAGCACUUCUGAUCCCCCCACAUAAUGACUCCCCUUUCUCUCACCCCACUCCAGGCUGGUGGCGGUGGAUGUGGCAUUUUACACUGAGAACGUUCAGUCACUGAGGACACUUGAAAAGCUGGACUUGAACAUGGCUGAGAUCUGGGAGCAGAAGAGGUGAUGAUGGCGGUAGUAGUCGUCUUACCUACAGUGUGUGACGCCAUGUUAACCCACCCUGGAGGGAGGGGAGAAACGAACUAAUCAGAUUCUUGUUGUAAAGAGACCUGUUGCUUCACCCUCCAGCAGCCGGCCUGCCCAGGGGACCAUGGAGCUCACUGAAGCCCACCUGAAGAGGGCGCUGUCUGGGUACAGAAAGAGA
This is a messenger RNA of Coregonus sp. 'balchen', 19800 nucleotides long. Lineage: Eukaryota; Metazoa; Chordata; Actinopteri; Salmoniformes; Salmonidae. The record is from the annotation of a GenBank genome assembly.